UAAAAAGCAGUGUGUUCUCAUCAUUGCAGUAUCUUUUCCCCAAAUGUACUUGCAGCAGUUUAUCAACAUUAUAUAAUGCAGGGAGGGUUCAGGACAAGGAUAAAGAGUUGAUAGCCAGCUUUUAGUGUGCUUGUUUUUUUGAUUCACUUGAUUCAUAGGUCUCAUCUUUACACAAUGUACUUUGAGCUGUUUUUUCUUUUAUUUUUAAUGAUCAGUAUUAUUCUUGAUCCUAAAUAAACAUCCAAGAAAUCCUUUAGAUUUCUAAGCCUGCAGGAGCAGGCUUGAAAGACUGCUUUUAAGAACUAAUCUAGUGUAUGGUUUGUUUCUCAUUCAGUCAAUGACUAUUGCAGUCUAUGUUUUCCUCUUGUUUACCCCCUUUUUCCCUGCCACAGAAGAACGGGUUUUUUACUCCUGCCGUGCGGGGAAAAAAAAAAAAAAAACAAAAAACCCAGCAAAGCAGAAGAAAGGAAGAUCAGGAGAGCAGGAUAGGAAAGCUCUAGCAGUGCUUUUUUUUUUUUUUAGGAGUGAGGGAGCGAGGCUGGGGACCUCCUGUCCUUCAGAGGAGCGGGUUGCCCUUCCCAGGGGCAGGGACGAGGGGGGGAAGAGGGAAGGGGGAGUCGCCUGAAUGCCCCGCGGGGGCAGCAUCACGCCUGCCGUGGCCCCGGGGAGCUCCGGGGACACCCUGCGGCGGAAAGCGCGGGGAGGGGACCGCGGGGGGACGGCGGCUCCGCGGUCGGGGAAGCGGAGGGGCUGAAGAAUGGCGGGAUGGACGGAUGGAUGAGGGAUGAGGGGUAACGGGUGGAGUGAUGGAGGGACGAAGGACGGAUGGAUCGGAGGAUGCAGGGAGGAGAGAUGCAAGGAGGAAGGAUAGAAAAAUGAGAAAAUAAAGGCUGAGGGACGAAGGGAUGGAAGCGCGGAAGGACAGGGGGCUGCCAGAGCGAGCGCCCGAGCUUCCCAGCUUCUCCCCCUGCGCUGCGCGCCCCCGCGCCUCUCCCGGUCCCCCCCUCCCCGCUCCGCCGCUGCGCGUGCCCGCGCCCGGGGCUGACUCUCCUCGCAUCCUCCUCCGGCGGCGGCGACGGCGGCAGCGCCGGGGAUGGGCAGCGAGAGCGCGCCCAGGAGCAGCCCGGGCCCCGCCGCUCGCCCCUGCUCCCGCGCCCGCUGCUGCUCCUGCCCCGCAGCCCCCCGCGCACCGGGGGCAGCGCCGCCGCCGCGCCAUCCGCAGCCCCCGCCUCGGACGGAUAUUUACCCAUUCUGCAAUCUGUCUCAUGAAGCUGCUGUAUUCUAGGAUGCAUCACAGAUGGAAGAUUUUGUCUCCACAGCCACAAUGUACUGAGCAAAUUAUGACAUCGACAUCUAAAGGAAUUUUCAGGCCAUUUUUUAUUAUCUUCAUUAUCCUUGGUUGUUUCAUGGCAUUUAUAUUAAUUUAUAUCAAACCAACAAAUAGCUGGAUCUCUGGUCCUAUAGAAUCAGCCAGUUCAGUGCUGAAAAUGAAGAACUUCUUUUCUUCCAAAACUGAUAAUCUCAAUGAAACUACUGUUUUGAUCUGGGUUUGGCCGUUUGGUCAGACAUUUGAUCUAACAUCCUGCCAAACGAUGUUCAACAUCCCCGGGUGCCAUCUGACUAUUGACCGCUCGCUGUAUAACAGAUCCCACGCUGUCCUCAUUCAUCACAGAGACAUUAGCUGGGAUCUGGCUAAUUUACCUCAGCAAGCCAGGCCACCAUUCCAGAAGUGGAUUUGGAUGAACUUGGAGUCUCCAACUCAUACUCCACAAAAGAGUGGCAUUGAACACCUUUUUAACCUGACCCUGACUUACCGGCGUGAUUCAGAUAUCCAGGUGCCUUAUGGCUUCAUGAUGGUUGGCACCAGCUCCUUCACAUUUGAAGUACCAAGUAAGGAAAACUUGGUCUGUUGGGUUGUGAGUAACUGGAACCCUGAGCAUGCUCGAGUCAAGUAUUACAACGAGCUUAGCAAAUACAUUGAAAUCCACACCUACGGACAAGCCUUCGGAGACUACGUCAACGACAAAAACUUGAUUCCAACUAUCUCCACUUGCAAAUUCUACCUUUCCUUUGAAAAUUCAAUCCACAAAGAUUACAUUACUGAGAAACUCUACAAUGCUCUUCUGGCUGGAUCAGUACCAGUUGUACUGGGUCCUUCCAGAGAAAAUUAUGAGAAUUACAUUCCAGCAGACUCUUUCAUACAUGUGGAAGAUUUUCUCUCCCCCAGAGAGCUGGCAGAAUAUCUUCUGAUGCUUGACAAAAAUAAUAAGAUGUAUCUUAGUUAUUUCAACUGGAAGAAGGAUUUUUCAGUGCAUCUUCCUAGGUUCUGGGAAUCACACGCAUGUCUGGCUUGUGAUCAUGUGAAAAGACACCAGGAAUACAAGUCCAUUGGAAAUUUAGAAAAAUGGUUUUGGAAUUAAUUUGGGGGGGGGGGGAGGGGCAGUGGUGUGGGUGUGGGUGUGUGCGUGUGUGUGCAUUUUUUUGAAGAAGCCAGAAAGGACUUCAGUCCAAGUGGAGAGGAAAGGAAAAGUGAAAAAAAGGAAGGAAAAGAGAAUCUCGUGUCAUGGUUUAUCAGUUAUUCUCUCCUAUUCAUAUUUUGUAAGAGAUUUUAAAAGAUCAGCAGCAGUCAUCAGUACCCAGUUUCAAAUUAUAAUAGAGAUACUAAUUAUGUGCACUGAAGAGUAUUUGAUUGCUUAUUAUAAAUUUAAAACAAAAUUUUCCACAUUUUCUGUGAAACAUGCCCCAGUCUUACACUUGAAGUAGUCAUUUUUAGCAUUUUUUAAACAUUAACUUUGUUGUUUAAGCUAUUUGGAAAAUGAGAAAAUUUUUAAAUGUCAGAGAAAAUUUUAAGAACAUAAUUUGUUGUUCCAGACAGAAAUGUGUGUAAUACUUCAAAACACAGUAAAAUUUCAUAUGUUCAUCUUGCAUUUAAGUACACAGUAGAGUACAAUACCUAACAUUAUGGAAGUGUGAUUAAGUGCUCCCCUUUUAAGGGUAAUGAACCUAGAACUAUAGUUUUAAAAUGUAUUAGAAUAGUGGAUAGUCUUUAUUUCUAAAAAGGUUUCCUAACAAACAGUCCCAUUAUGUUGCUUUAGGAAUAUAUCCCUUCUUACCAUUGAAAGAGGGUCAGAUUUAGAGAAAAUGACCAAAGCCCAGAUUCAUCCAAUUUUUAAGUGUAUUCAAAUGCAUCACACCCUUAGCUCUCAGUAUGUCUCAAGUAUUUUUAACCUGAACCAGGGCUUUAAGUAGUGAGAUAAACAAAUUUUAGCAAAGGUGUUUGAUUACAUCACCCCUAUGCACUGAAUUCAGCUGGUAAUAAUGGAUUUUUAGAAGCAGUUUGCUGAGAAAUUUUAGAAAACUCUCUUAUAUAAUUUCUUGAAUAAUAAUGAAUUUUCCCCCAGUUCUGUAAAGGUCUCAUGAAUUUUUACUGUAGCUGCACAACUUGAUGUUAUGACACAUAAGUGUGGGGAAAAAUUACUAAGCAGUCAGUUUUCUCAGAGAAACAUGCUGAAAUUCAGUAAGUAAGCUAUCAGGUUGCUAUAUAACAUUUCAACCUACUAUACUAAUGAAUUUGGGAAGUUGAAAAUAUUUUGUAUGAGAGGUAUUAAAAAUGCACUCUUCAGAGCAACAGCUGCUAUCAAUAUUUGAUAAUAUAAGUAGAUUUUUAAGUUUUAAAUUUGGUCUAAUAGCAACUACAAAAUUGUGAUGAUUGUCAUAACUUUUAAAAUGUCUGCUUCAAACAUGUAUAAUUGUGGAGCAUAUAAUUUUAUUUUACUACUUUUUUCUUUCAGUUAAGAUAAAUUGCUGAUUGCCAUAUACAUUCCUAUGUACAAGGUUCGUUUAAUGACAUACAUGUAUGGGUACGUUUUGGUAUCAAAUGAAAGCCAGUCAGCUUGGAUUUUCAGGUCAAAGUUCUGCAAAUCAUACCUGCUACUGGGAAAAAAAAAAAAAAAAAAAAAAAAAAAAAAAGUUAAACUGGAAAGACUUCUGCUUAUGUGAUGUAUAAGACCCUUAUCAAGCAAAGUAGUCAAUCAAGUAACUGAGAUUAAAUUUGCAGGAAAAAUGUUGCUGCAGUAAGGAAAUGAGAUAUAAAUUAUAAAUAUUUAGCAAAAGACAAUGGGACUUACUACAGGCUGGAAUAGAAACAAAAAAGGCCAUAAGAGUAAUUAGUUAAAUUUCUAGAAAUGAAAACCCUGUGGAAAAGUUAUGGAAUCACUUCUGCUCUGCCUAUGGUUUCAAAAGCUGUAUUCUGAUCAAGCUAGAUUUCAAUAUACUGUGAAUCACCUAAACUCACCAGCAUUCUAGUAUGCAGCAAGAUAAGCUUACCUUGAAAAUUAAUGCAAUAUAAGGAGUCUUCUAAAAACAAACUUCUUAUGUGCAUGUAGUAUGAGUAGUAUUUUAUCAUUUUGAAGGCAAGUGGCUAUAGCUUAUAGUCUGUCCUACAGGACAUCAAAACAUUUUGUUUUCAGGAGGAGUGUGAAAUUCUCAGUCACUGAACAUACCACUGGUUUGGCUCAAUAACCUGAUUCCCUCAGCGCUGGAAUUAGGAAAUCCUUUGCAUUGACAAAGGAUUUGUCAAUGCAAAGGAAAGUGAAAGGUGAAUGUGUACAACCAUUCCUCACUUCAGAUUAUGAGAGUUUUUCUGUGUGUUAGAAGGCCUUGGGUCCAUAAGACUGGUUUCUUGGCAGCAAGUUCAGCUAAGUCCUUAUAGUAAUAGCAAGCAAGCAUAUAUAAGAUAUAUGAAGUGUUACUACAAAUAUUUGUCUGUGUAUACACAGGAGAGGUUUGAAAUAUACACUGAAUGUUAAUCUUUCAAGUAAUAUCUUUACCUCUGUAAGCACAAGAUCCAGUCAGCAUGGCUAAACUUAGGCUGAAUUUUAAGAAAUGUGAAAGUCUUUUGAUGGAACUGGAAAGAAUGUUGUUCUCUUCACAAGAAGCGCCACACAAGGCUUGUAUAUGGUUAAUUCAGGAAACAUUGCUAAAAUUACUUCAAAGAUAAAUAAAACAUGAGAGAAAGCUAAUCCAGAAUUAUGUAUAAAAAUCAUUAUGAAAUCAAAAAAAUAUACAGGACCCUAAUGCCACACUGGCAUUCUUGAAGAGUAAGUGCUGGAACAAAAUUGAGCCAAUUUUUAUUAAGAUUUUAAGGUGAUCUGCAAGUAUCUGGCCUUAAGCAGUUCUGGAUAUAAAGAUCUUUGUUGACAGAAGAUGAAGAAUUUUUAGGCAUGUUCAGCCUAUAUAGUAAAUGAUGUCAAGCAGUGGAUACAAAACAUCUGUGCUCCAUGCAUGCAAAAAGGCUGCCUACCUAGACCUAGGCAUUUAACUCACCUAAGGCUGCUUCCAGUCUAUAUCUGACAUUCAGCUUGGUGAGGUCUGUGCUUCUUUUGUGAUCUACUCUACAUGAGCAGCAAGCAUAAACAGAAAAAUAACAAAUCAUUGUGAAGACAAUGAGCAAACUCAACCACCUGUGGAAGGAACUAGGCAAAAUAGGUAUUGUGCUUUGGUAUCACUGGCAAAAGAAGAUAAUUGUACCAGAAAAGUGAACUAGAAGAUAAGAAAUCACACCAGUUCUAAUUGUUUUCUCAACAAUUUUCCUUCAGACAUUCGGUUUCUAUUGUUUGCUAGCCCACAACAAUCUUGAGUUGCACUCAUCACAAGUUAACUAAGCAGUCAGUGAAGACACACAGUAUCAUCAUUCUUUCUUUUACAGUGGCUUACUUUGGAUGUUUUUGGCUCUCUGUCAUGCACUGAGCUAUCAACAUAACUACUUUUCUCAGUAUGAAAAAUAAGACCCAGACCAGAUAAAAUACUAGGUGCACAUGCGUUUUUACCCUACUGAAUGUGAGCAGGUACAAGACAAGACUGGCAGCAGAUCCUUCUAAAGCAGUUUUCCCUUUAUUUCAUAGACAAUGUCCACAGCAGAUCUUGCUUAAGUAUGAGAUCCCCAUUCCAUAGUGAAUCUUCUUGCCAGUUUCUUUGAAUGCCUCAUUCCACAUGUCUAUACCACAGUGACCAAGCAGCCUGGGUGAGGCCAUAGAAAGUGGAGACAUCCAGUAACAUAUUUGUCUUUUAAGAAACAGAUCAAAUAAAAUUAAAGUUGGACUGAUAGAUCAUAAAUGUGGGGCUUUGUAGAGUUCAUGCAGGCUACCAUGAGCAAGAUAUGGGAAAUUCACAUCACUGAACAUAAUAAAGAACUACUUGCUCUCUCUGGAUGCUCAUGUUUUUUUCUCAAAAUAGGCUUGAAAAAAAUCCACAUAAUUUUCUCCCAUCUCUAAACAAGCAGUUAAAUAGCCAAUAACUACUCCUUUUUAUUCAAGAAUGGGACUCCUGUUAGUCUUGUACUGUCUUUUUUAUUAGAUGCAGAAUAACAUUCAGGAGAAGAGAGAAGUCUGUCAAUAAGAUAAUUCUAUUUCUUAUCUAGAUUCAAGGAUCUUUAUUGUUAUUUUCUUAUUUGAUUUACAAGUCCUCAUGCAUCAAAAUUUUCUGGACAUGAUACAAAAAGACCUAAAGAAUAUGCAGAUGACCAUGAGACUUAAGUGUGUGCUUAAUUUUAAGAGCAUCUUAAAUGCUUUAAAGUACUGGGGCUCCAGAGAAUAUGUUUUCAUUGCCUUUAGGAAUUGUGCCAAAGAGUGCAAUCUAUAGACAUCAGAGAUCAACUUGUGUGGCCUCUUUUACAUCAUGUCUGUAGAGAGUAAAGAGUGGCUGAGUACUGAGCAGUCCACACUGAAAACCUUGGAUUCAUUCUGAUUUGGUGUCUAACCAAUAAAUCUUCGCCCAACUUUUCUUCUCCUACACCACCUCAGGCCACCCCCUCAGCACAGUACCUCAGCUUACAGCCUGCCCGUGCUGUGCAGGGUUGCUGAACUUCCAUGUGACAUGAAGAAGCCAGAGUGGCUGAGGAUGCUGAGGUAGUAUUUUGAGGCCUGUCCAAGGAUGAAAGCAUAAAACGUGGUCAUGUCCUAAAAUCUGGACUCACUGUGCCCUACAGGGAGUCAGUCUCGGCCAUACCUGAUUUUCCUCAGAGGAAAGUAUUUGGUUCAUUCUAGGUGAGACUGUGAGUAAUCACUGUGUGUGCAAAGUGGGAACAAGAGGUAUCUCUGUGUAGGGUGACAAGGAAGUUUCUGACCUAUUUAAACCUAGCAGUGAAAAUUUAACAAAUACUCAAGUGUUCCUUGGUUAAAACUAGUAUGUUAUUGAGAACAGAGUCCAGGGGAAGUAUUUGUAUAUCUACGUAAAAGCUGGUGGGCUUUUUCAUUAAUUUUGGCUGACAGCCUGUUUUAGAUUUUUUUUGUUGUUGUUAUUGUUUUUAAUAAAAUUGAUUUGAAAAUGUUAGAAAUCAAUCAAUAUGAUUUAUACAAGAUAGUUAUUUCACCUUUAUCUUUUGCUCCUUGCUUGGGCAAAUCUUCUACCAGAGUUAUCAGAUGAUUUGGGAGAUUCCUAUGCUAGUAACAAAGGAUUGAGCCAUGGGUGAAAUGGCUUGGCUAGAAAAACCCUGUCUUAUUCAUGGAUAUUUCCCUUCUAAUAUUUGAAUAUCUAGUUAGUGCUAUGGCCAAUUCUACAUUCAGAGAAUCAAUGUAAAAAGCAUACUGGUUAGACAUGCUCAUAAAAAAGUACAGAAAUACCAAUAAAUUGAUUAUAUAAACCAUGCAGCAGUAAUUUUAAUUCAUGGCACAAUUGCUACAGGGUGAUACAGAUAAAACCAUCAACUUGUGAGAAAUAACUUUGCCUAGAGACUUCAUCCAGCAGUUUUCGUACUGGAGGAAGUCACUUCAUUAGUCUAUUGUAAAUGUAAUUAAUUGGCAAUCUUUUGUGUCACCAUAUUCUCUGCGCUAUUGACUGAAAGCAACAGUCUCUGUGCAGUGAAUAGCUCAGAGGUUCACUCAUGUGGCACAGAGCCUUUCACUCCCAGGUGAGCAGCCAGAGUUAGGACUUGGUUGGUGCAGAUAUCUGUUUGGCAGCCUCUGGUAUGUGGUUCUGUGGUUGCAGGUUUUGCAUUGCUGCUUUCAGCCAAGGAAGGCAAAGAACGGAGCUGGGACUCAUCUGACACCCUCUGUGCAUUUUAUGGCAGGCUCACAGGGUGGUUUAAGACACUCUCACUCCUGUAGCCUGUACCCUGCCUGUUUAUGAGAAUGCAGAAGGCUUUGCUGCUCCAAGUAAUAAGAGAACUAGCAUUUUUUUGAGGUGUGGUGCCAGUCUGUACAAAUGAAUUAUUGAUACUUGGGGGAACUCCUCAUUGACAUUCUUAAGUAAUUAGUUAGCAGGAAAAUAAUUUGCUCAUUGCAAAUUGGCAGCAAAAGCAACUGUUUGUUAUUCUUUAUUAUGAAUUAGUCCAGUGGAAAAGAGGAUUUGAUGAAACUUUAUCCCCCUGGCUUGAUUUACCCUGGCUGGUUCCAGAUAUAGAAAAAUGUUUGAUAGCAAAAUUUGAAAGAUAUAUGGUAAACCAACACAUAUAUAAAAAAUUGGGACAAAUUUCCUACAGAACCUUGAAACUAUAAGUAAGCACUUUAGCAAUUACCAGACAGAAAAUGUUCCCAUCAAUCCAUUUCUUUAUAACAUCAUGAGAAAAGCCAGCCUGAUAUAUGCUGUUUGGCAAUUAAGUUAAUUACAAAACCUUUCUUUGCUGCUUUGUAAUACACAUAAGAGCUGAGAUUAAAAAGUUUGGAAAGUUAACUCCCUUGGUAUAAUUUAAUGUUUUAAAGAAUCCGUGGAUACACUGAAAAGAAAUGAGAAGCUUUUCCAUCUAUUCAAAAUCCUAAUGUGCCAAACUGUUUCCAGUGAAUGAACAAUACAGUUAAGUACACUGACUUUUUAUUAGGAUUUACAAAAUCUUCUAUCAACGCACUGUAAUUUUGCACUAUUUUGUAAGAAAAUUAAAAAAAAAAUAAAAAAAAAUAAAAAAGGAACUGAAAAAGAAGCAGAAAAAAAAUCUAAAAAUAGAUGCCAAAUGUAUAGUUUGUAAAAUACUAUUUUUCUGAUAUAAGGUGUCAUUACAUUGUGAAUCUAACUGUGUUAUUGUAAACUGUGAAAAAUGUGAUGUUCUGUUGUGACACAGGCUAUGAAGGGCCAUUUCUAACACAUAUUAUUCACUGGACUUGUUUAUAUGAAACAUAUUCAUAAAUCUGAGAUCACUUUUAUACUUAUUUUUUGUAGACUAUUUUUCCACAUUUGCAGCACAACUGUUAUUUUAUAUCAAACAUUAAUUUUGCUUUAAAAUAUUAUUUGAAUAGGUGGGUGAGCGUCUUAAAUGUGCCAGAGAUUCAAAUCUGUAACAGAGAUAAUUCAAAAACUAUUCUUUGCCAAACUGUAAUGCUACUGAAAUCAAUGAUGUUUUGUUGAAAAAUAGGCACAAUGUCAAUAAACAUAAGUUUCUAGUCCAAUAAUGAUGACAAUGUCACAUUUUCUAGGAUAAAUGCCUGGUAGUUACAAGCUGCAUUUCCCUGCUGUCUUUCUGUCUUUAUUUCCUGCUGAGGAAAUAAAACUGUAUGCCAUAGCUGAACAUCAUAGAUAUUCAGUCACUUAAAUAUUGUGCCAUGGAUUUGACCUCUGAUAUACAUUAGUGAGGAUUAGGAGGAAAAAAACAAGCUGUUUGUCCUGAUUUAAACUCCGUAUCUGUGAUGGGUCCCAUGAAAAUGGGGUGGUUGUCAAGGCAGGACUGGGACAAUCUCAGCAGGGAGAGUAAGUUCUGUACAUAGAAACAUGUGGAGACAACAUUUAUUGUGUUAGUGAAAGAUCAGGACCAAAGUCCCUUUCUUUUACAUUUGAAUUUACACACAUAACAUUGAGUGUGAUCUGAUAGGAACCCUUUCUUCAAUGUUCCCAGCUAAUGAUAUUCCUUGUACAGACAACUUUCAUGUGUUUUAUGUAAUAUAUAUAUAUAAUGCAUAAAUUCAUGUGUAAGAAAGAGUAACCAUGGCAAAUUAAAUCUUAAUAAAAAUAAUGGUAACCAUUCUUACCUGCAGGCACAUUUUAAGAUGCCAUGUUGAAAGAACUUGUAAAAACCUGUAUUUUUUAUUUAUGAGUGAUUGUAUAUUUUGCCCCAUGAUCUAGACAUUUUAUAUCAGGGAGUCUACCAAAAAGCUUUUUUUUCUUCCCUUUGAACACUACCAUCACCCUGAGAUGCAUCUGGAAAUGUAGAGGUCAACCACUAAUAUUUUGUGGUAUUUUUUUAGUAUGGUGUUGUUGUUGAACUUUCUUCUGAUUACCUAUAGCUAUAUCCAGAGUUUUCAACAUAAUUUAACUGCAGACUGAAGACACCUACUGAAUGAAACUACAGGUAACCAUAAUUAUUUCAAAGACUUUCACCAUUUAUGUGAAAUUAAUAUUUCAGAACACUGAAAUUACAAGAUGGUUAACGAGCAGCUCAUUGACUCUUAUUUAUUGAGCACUGGAAUUCUCCCUAAAGGAUAAACACUGAAUCAUGUAAAUAAUAGUGCUCUAUAUAAGCCUAACAAAAUAUUGUAAUAGGUAUAUUUAAAAUAAAAAGAGAACAUUCCAAGUGUA
Taeniopygia guttata (zebra finch) is the source of this 10497-nucleotide messenger RNA. RefSeq names its product fucosyltransferase 9 (gene FUT9). Gene Ontology annotation, molecular function: alpha-(1->3)-fucosyltransferase activity. Gene Ontology annotation, cellular component: membrane. Lineage: Eukaryota; Metazoa; Chordata; Aves; Passeriformes; Estrildidae. The record is from RefSeq and is a predicted model, not a curated record.